Molecule: messenger RNA, 1953 nt
Organism: Penicillium lagena
Lineage: Eukaryota; Fungi; Ascomycota; Eurotiomycetes; Eurotiales; Aspergillaceae
Gene: bgt3
Exons: 2
Coding region: 1-1953 (650 amino acids)
Biological process (GO): cell wall organization
Cellular component (GO): cell surface; fungal-type cell wall; extracellular region
Molecular function (GO): glucan endo-1,3-beta-D-glucosidase activity; 1,3-beta-glucanosyltransferase activity
Source: RefSeq, a predicted model, not a curated record
AUGUCCGGUCCAAACCGGCGGUACGAUAACUCCAACUACGAUGGCCUGGACGUGCCCCCGCCGCCAUCCCAUCGCUACUCGCAGUCGAUACGAGACAACUCGACCGUGACGCCGGGCGUGGACAAUCUCGGCCCAGCCUCGGUGGGUGGUGGCAUCAGUGGGAUUGCGCUGGGCGUCGCCAAUUCCCAUGAUCGGCUGAGCGGCGUCGAUGCCGUGCGCGGCAUGCGGAACGAUGGCUUCACCGGGCCCGCCGAACGAGGCUACCACUCAACCCCCUCCGACAACCCCUACGUUCCUCCAGCGGCAUAUAGUAGCGCCGAGUCAUUACGACACGAACGCUCAUAUGGCUCCAAUAUGGCUCUGGGUGCAGCGAUGCCUCCCCCAGGCAUGCAGACACCUGGCCAGUCCUCGACACACCUCAGCGAUGCGGGCCCAUCCCAGCGCAGUAGUUUCAUUAACCAUUCACGCUACAACAGUGGUGGUGGCGGCAUCAUUAGCGAUGGGCCCUACCAGCGCCAAUCCCACUACAGCGGCUACAGUGGCGCGGACAUACCGCUCGACAUCAACCCGGAAGAGAUUGCCGACGACGGCGACGACGAUGGAUUCCUAACUCCGGCACGCAAUCGUGGAUCACAUGGAGCGGCCGCUGCAGCAGGCGGAGUGGCCGGUGGGGCAAUGUUGGGUGGCUUCUUUGGGAAGGGCAAGGGUGCCGCCGACAGAGGCACGGAAUAUGGACCAGUCCCCGGUGGUGGCGGCUUAGAAUCGGGAGAAGGAGAAAAAGCGGCACGCAAGAAGCACAUGGAAGGUCGGAAAAAGCGAGGAUGGCUUGUCGGCAUCUUGCUCAGUGUCAUUAUUCUCGGCGCGAUCAUCGGUGGUGCCGUGGGAGGCACGCUGGGCAGCCAGGAUAAAUCUGGGAGUGGAUCAUCGAACGACCAGACCGCGGCGGAGGACGAAGCGGAUAAUGGAGAUCUCGGCAAGGACUCCGCGGAGAUUAAGGCGUUGAUGAACAACCCAGAGCUGCACAAGGUGUUUCCCGGCAUCGAUUACACCCCGUGGGGAGUGCAAUAUCCGCUGUGCCUCAAGUACCCGCCCUCGCAGAACAACGUCACUCGCGACAUGGCGGUGCUAACGCAGCUGACAAACAACGUCCGGUUGUACGGCACGGACUGUAACCAGACGGAGAUGGUGCUGCAUGCUAUCGACCGGCUCGAGUUGACCGACAUGAAGGUCUGGUUGGGCGUGUGGAUCGACUCUAAUCAUACGACUAUCAAUCGCCAGCUGGACCAGCUGUACAAAAUCUUAAGCGAAACCAAGGACACCUCGAUUUUCAGAGGGAUCAUUGUCGGAAACGAGGCUCUGUACCGCGCAGGACCCGAUAUCCAAACUGCCGAGACCAACCUGAUCGGCUACAUCAAGCAGGUUCGCAGCUGGGCCGCCAAACACAACAUCGACAUGCUCAUUGGCACCUCCGACUUGGGCGAUAACUGGAAUGCCGAGUUGGUGGCUGCCUGUGACAUGGUCAUGUCUAACAUCCACCCUUUCUUCGCCGGUGUCAGCGCUGAGGUCGCCGCCUCCUGGACAUGGGACUUCUGGCAAUGGAACGACGUGGUCCUGACCAAAGGCGAAACUAGCAAGAAGCAGAUCAUUUCCGAGACCGGUUGGCCCAGCGCCGGUGGUAAGGACUGCGGCCAGAGUCCUGAGUGUGAUCCUUCAACGCCAGGGUCGGUUGCCAGCAUUGAUAACAUGAACACUUACAUGUCAGACUGGGUCUGCCAGGCUCUGGAGAACGACACCGAGUAUUUCUGGUUCGAGGCCUUCGACGAGCCCUGGAAAGUCAUCUACAACACCCCCGGCAAAGACUGGGAAGAUAAAUGGGGCCUGAUGGACGCCGGGCGCAAAGUCAAACCGGGCCUCAAGAUUCCAGAUUGCAACGGCAAGACUGUCUCGUCAUGA